Molecule: messenger RNA, 7652 nt
Organism: Hypomesus transpacificus
Lineage: Eukaryota; Metazoa; Chordata; Actinopteri; Osmeriformes; Osmeridae
Product: kinase non-catalytic C-lobe domain-containing protein 1
Exons: 29
Coding region: 507-6143 (1878 amino acids)
Biological process (GO): small GTPase-mediated signal transduction
Molecular function (GO): guanyl-nucleotide exchange factor activity
Source: RefSeq, a predicted model, not a curated record
GUCAGCCCCCGUACAUGAGUCACGAAACGUUCCAACAAAUUGCUUUUGAAGGCGCUGAAGGAAUCUAGAAGACCAAAUCCAAAACACAUUCUACAGCUACAGGGAGGAGGAAACUGCAGUUCAAUAUCGUUAUGUUGAUUGUUUCUGUGUGGAGGUGCGGCAGUCGUUGCCAUGACAGCAUGUAGUUGGCAAACUCCUCUCUUACCGUCGAUUAUUGACAAUUGACAAUUGCUAUGGUCAAAUUGUCGAAAUCUUGGCGUGUUUCAGACGAGACGAACCGCAGUGACUUUGUCUCGUGGAAUGCCGCAUAAUGUUGUUAGUUGAGCAAUGAACAAUCUAAAAAGUAAUUCACAUCUUUCGGGUUUGGUGCACCAACUCCAUUUAAAUCUUGAAUCCUGAUUCGAUAGAUGUUGCCAGGACACCACAAGAAAAAGCUGUUCAGUAAUGCGGUAUCAUACUACGACUAUACCUUCAACCGCUAUGAGUCCUGAAUCAAACUAAUUAAAAUGGGGACAUCUGAAACUGAUGCAGUAGUCGCAUAUUCAGGUACAGAGGAGGAAGAAGAAGAAUAUUAUGAACAAGAACAUCUACCUCCACUCCUUGAAGAUGAGGAGAACGUGUCGCUGGCAGAUAUCCUCUCCUUGCGGGACAGUUGUCUCUGUGAGGAGGAGGUGUGGGCGGUGUGCGUGGAGUGUGUGUCGGCCCUGCAGAGCAUCGGCCCUUCGUCUCUCUUUCACACCUUGUGUAUAACACCCGACACGCUUGCCUUCAACGCCCAUGGCAACGUGUGCUUCAUGGAGCAGCUCAGUGAUGAUCCUGAGGGCUCCUUUAUACCUCCUGAGUUUGACAAGACUGGCUGUACGUUUGAGGGACACGUGUUCUCUCUGGGCUCCACCCUCUCUGCGGCGCUGGACUUUGUGAUCGAGCCCGAGCUGGAGGCGGAGCUGGGGGAGGAGACUCAGAGACUGCUGGAGCAGAUGCAGGAGGAGAGGCCAGAGGACAGGCCACGUCCACAGGACAUACUCUCCCUGGCCGAAUCCAAACUAGCUCACACUUCCUCUGCAGCCGUGUGCAGAAAGCUCUCCUCCAUUGGACGGAGAGUCCUUUCCAUAGAAUCGGUCUCCACUUUCCAAGGUCGCCACACGCCGUGUAUUCAUUGUAUGCAUUGGUACCUGCUGUGGUCCUCUGUGUGUGUGGAACCACACGGUCUGCGUUUCUCCACAGAUGGCCCUGAGAGCUCCUGGGAAGCCAGGUGGCAGCAGCCAAAGAGCAGCCGGCAGCUCCACAGGACCAGCUCAGAUGACAGCACCCAGGACGCGGACCCAGAUCCCCCAGGUGAGAGGCUGCAGUCGAACGGCCUCUCCAGGAGAAACGUCUGUGGGGCCUGGGACGUGUCCCUCUGGACCGAGGUGAUGGGGGAGGGAGACGGGGAAGGGGAGGCCCAAGGCGAGGACAUCUUUGGGGCCCCGUCAGACUGCCGGUCUCAGAACAGCUCCCCAGUGCGGCGGAGAGCGCAGGAUCGAUCUGGCAGGGUGAGGGGAGCCCUCAACCGCUCCUGCUCCGUCCCGGAUUCCAACAACCCCCCCUCCCUGCCCCCAACCCCCCACGGGGACAUCAGCGUACCCGUGUGUGAUCUGACAGAGAUAGGGGCUGAGGGGCACGUUAUGUCCCACAGACCAGUGUGGAGUAACAGGCUCCACAGAGGGGAGCAGGGGAAGGGCCCGUCUGACUGUUCAGAGCCGUGUGGGAUCUCAGUCGGGGACAGUGGGACACGUGAGGUCACCCAAGACCAGCCUGUCUGUCGAGGUGCAUCAGAGUCUGAUACUAGUCACAGUGGAGCUCAGGACAGAACGUCCUCCUCCUCCAGUCAGGACCCGGAAGCAUCGCUCGACUCGACCAGCGACGAGACUCCAGCGCACAACCACCUCUACACUCCUAAUAACCACAUGACCAAAAGCAUGCUGUGCCUCAAUGAAGAAUCUCAGGAUGAGUGGAUCUCUCUAAGGGAGCUGCUCACACAGUGUGGGCGGAGGCUGUCUGUUAACGAGCUGUGGGCUCUGUGUCACACCUGCCUGUCUACACUCCAGACCUACAUCGACUAUCCAGCCUUCCUAUGCCUGGAGACCGUCUAUGUGGGCUGUAAGGGAGAAAUGCUGUUCCUGAAAUCUAGAAACACAGGAUCUUGUGAUGCCUUUUUUCUGGCCCCUGAGUUUCAGGAGCAUGGGAUCGUAACUGAAAAGGCCUGUGUGUAUGGAGUGGCUGCAAUACUCUGGGCCACCGCCAAGUUCAGCCUGACGCCCAAUCAGAAGCUGGCCAUGCCCCGCAAACUGAAGAGGUUACUCCUGGAGAUGGCCAAGAGAACCCCAAUAGAAAGGCCUUCCAUUGUCAUGGCCAAAAAGAGCUGCAGGGACUACCUGUUCCGCCAGGGGACCAGCGCAGAGAUUGUCUGGAAGAAACUCAUCAGCAGAGUGCAUCAGCCACACUCUAGGGCCGUAGAUAGAGAGGACCGAUAUGGGCUGGAUAGUGAAAGAAGCUCAAGUGAGGAGCCAACACAUAUCAAGAGUGGAUUUGUGCCCACGGCCACUGAGAGCCGAUUGGCUCCUGUGCCUGGCCCUCUUCCCCAUAGCUAUCCAAUCAGCAGGAGCCUGCAGCUCCCGGAGGCUUUCACUUCCUCUGCCACACACUUCACCCCCAUCAUCCUGACCCAAGAGCGAGACCCAGACGAGGAGUGUCCUCCACCUGCAUCUGACAGUCAGGGAACUGUGGAUGAAUUCACAAGAGGCAGUCACAGUCAACACGCACAAGACAAGGACCUAGACACCACCCCACGCCGUGAAGCCCCGCCCCUAACCCAGGAAGACAGAUACCUGCAGUCAGACAGGCAGGGAGGAAGCCUUGUCAAUCAAAGAGCCACACCAAACUUCUCCUUCACGGCCUCCAGUGCCAAUACACUGGUCAGCUCUCCAUCACUGACUGCCUCUGAAUUGUCCAAUCGGGAAGCAAGAAUCCCUCCUCUUCUAAACUCAUCCUGCUCCCAUCUCACUGGCUGUGGUGUUUUUAAUAACUUCCUCCUUCGUCAGGACCUCCAGACAGGGUGUCUCACCUUAGUGCCUGUUCACAUAUCUGCUCCAGACGCGACCCCUAAGUUGGAGGUCAGUCUUCCCUUUUCAUCCCACUCCCUCCAAGGCCAACCCAUUCUUCCAGGAGAGCUUGGAGGUGACUUUGUGGGCCUAACGAUGACCUCUAGAGACCAGCCGACUCUUUGCCAGGAGUCCGAAGCCCCCCAGCCCUACCCUGACCCAAGGCCCAUCACCUGCAGCCCCCCCCCGGACCCCACCGAGCCCAUGUCAGAGUCCUCCAGUGGGGAGACAUGCUCCAGGGCAGAGGGGGAGUCACUCUCCUCACCCCAGAUCCAUCCUGCCCUACAGGAGGUCAUUGCCCUGCUCAGGGGAGAGUUUGCCUUUGAUGGUUAUCUAGAGAAUGGAGAGGAGGACCUGGCUAUGGGAGAGUACAUCUUCUCCCUGAAGGACCUACAGUACCACACGUUUGCCAAUGUCGUGAAGGAGAAGUUUAGAGAUCUGUACUGGGAGGAGGACUUACUGGGAGUGCUCUACUGUCUGGUUAACUACAACCUAUCGUCACUCGUCUCUAAUGAACAGCCUCCAUCAAAGCCUCGUCAAAGGGCAGCCAACCCACCCCUGAGAGGGAGGAGAGAGGAGAAGGAACCGGUCCCACGUCGUCCACUCGACCUGAACGCCAACGUGGACCUCAGUGACCCGGGACGUCCAGAGGUGUGGGAGAGAACUGACCUCGGGCAGGAGGCUGGACUCAGAGCCCCCCAAACGGAACCAUCACACCGAGAUACUGAAGGCAGAACUGUCCACGCUGGAAAAGGAUCCCAACAGGUUAUACCAGUGGAGUGUUUACACCAUGGCUGUCAAGGUCUAGGUGUGAAGGCUGCCGAGGACUCGGCUGCGGGGGCCAUGGAGAGCGGGGAUCAUCCAGUGGGGGGCGACGAUGAAAGCCCCUCUGAAGCCAGCUCUCCCUGGGGGAGAGAUGAGGUCCCAAGAGGGGGUCACCAGGGCCAGACCAGCCCUGACUGCUCAGAGGACAUGGAGGAUACAGACUCUCUGGUGUCUGAGCGCCUGCUCUCUCCCAGCUCUGGAGCCGAGGAACAGGGUCUUAGCCCUUGCCCGUCUUGGGCCCUGGCGUUCCACGGGGAAGACUGCUUCAGCCAGGAAGUGGUCAACUACACCCUGAACCUGGGACAGCACGCCGAAUCUCCUUGUCUGGAGCAGAAAACACAGGAGCUUCAACAGCAGCUGAUAAUAGAGACUAGGAAUCUGAAAAAGACCAGAAAUUUCCACCAAAGGCUGCUCCAUCAGGAGAGGAAAAACAGAGGUUCUGAGACCAAGCUCAUGCUGUCUAAAUUAAAGGGCCAACUUGAGGAGCUCAAAACCAAAGUGGAGUUUCUGGAUUCAGUGAAGAAAUAUCUUGAGGUGUUGAGCAUCGAUCGGUGGGGUGUAGAGGCAUCCUUACUCCCCUCCCUGGCUGCACGUGGUCCUGGCUCUUUGAAGCUCCAGGCCUCUGAGGACUCUACGGUGCUCAGCUUUGGGACAGGCAGAGGGAAGACCACUUUGCAGGCUGGAUCCCCCUUUGGCCUCAUGGCCUACUUGUAUGCUAGAAAUGCACCUUUGGAGGGCUAUAUCCAGCAGUUCCUGUACACUUAUCGUUAUUUCUGCGCUCCAGAGGAGUUCCUACAGUUCCUGAUGGAUAACUUCAGCAGAGCGGCAGGGUACAGCUAUAUGAGUGAUUCAGACAUAGACGGUGACAGUGCUAAGGUGUACCAUCGCAGUCUGGACCUGUUGGAGGCUUGGCUGGCUGACUGGAAGCUGGUGGACUUCAGCCCAGAGUCCAGUCUACACAACACCCUGGAAAACUUCCUCACCUCCAAGGUUUCUCCUGUGGACAGCAGGGGGGAGAGCCUUCUAGCCACACUCCAGCGUUCUCCAAGGAAGAGGUGGAGCCAGGGGUCCAGCAGCCCAAUCAGCAUGCAGGAGGAGGACUUGCAAUCUGUCCACUCCUUGUAUAGAAAGAACUCCAUUGAGGACCCUGGGAGGAAGAGCUUCCAGUGGAGGUUCUCCAGAGUGGUGGAGCCCCAGGCAUCCCUGCCCAAGGAGAAGGCGUACUCCAUAGCAGCAGCCCUGCCGCGGCCCUGCUACAGCUCCCUGAUGGAGGACCUGUCCAGCGUCUGCCUGCGCAGCGAGAAGCGCCAGCCCUUCAGCCAUAACGAGCACGGCGCUCAGCACAUAGCACAGCAGCUCACCAUGUUGCAGCAGGAGAUGUUCCAAGGCUGUCACCCAGUUCACUUCCUGAAUUCUAGAGCACAGGGAGUGAGAGAUAAGGCGACUUGCAAGAGUGUGUCCCACCAUCUCCCUCCAGCAGAGGGCAGCAGUCUCUUUGUGUGUGAUGGGCCAACUCUGGACAGCCCCCUUCAGCAGCUGCUCAGAUAUGCUGACAGUGUCACCAACUGGGUCUCAGCUGAGAUCGUUAUAUGUGACUCUGUAAAGACGCAAGCAGCUUUGCUGACCAAGUUUCUGUUAACUGCUAAACACUGCUAUGAGUCCAGAGACUUUUCUACAGCCAUGCAGAUCCUUGGAGGGCUAGAGAAUGUGAUUGUACGGCAGCUACCGGCUUGGAAACAUCUGUCUGCUAAAGUGUGUGAGAUUCUAGAGGAGCUUCGUGCUGUGCAGGUCUUUCUGAAGAGUGACAACCUGUGUCUGAUGGGUGGAGAUCAGGGGAGGAGGAGACCCACCCUCCCCUCCGCCCACAUCCUGGCUAUGCACCUUCAGCAGCUGGAGAUUGGGGCCUUCACCCUGACCAGCGGGGCCUACAAAUGGCCCAAGCUCAGGACCAUAGCGAAGGUAGUGAGCCAGGUGCAUGCGUUCCAGGACAGCGUGUUCUCCUACAGCGCUGACCCAGAGCUCCAGGCUUACCUGAGGCUGCGCAUUGCCCACCUCAGCACCUGUGACGUCCACCUGCUGGCCGCGGACAACGACGCCAACUUCCACCAGCUCCACGCAGAGAGACACACACGCCUCAUCCAGGACACUCUGAGGAGAGUGAAGGCAACCUUCCAGUGACUCCCAGACAGGAAUACUGGAGCCUCUUUAUCCCCUUGGCAACGAAUAGUUCCGAAAGAAUGUGUGGAAGGAUAUCUUUUUGUGAUAUUGUUUUGGUUGAUUAUAUGUGCGAUGGCAUAUAUCAUAUCAUUCAUAUCAUUGUUUUUUUGUCACAUGCCUCUCCACAGGAGCAUGUCCUGGUUGAGUUGAAAAUCACUCGUAACCUUCUAAAGGCACAAUGCCUGAAUUUGAACCAUAACCUGAAUAGAGAAUGCGAAGCUACGUCAUGCUGCGUUGCAUGCAGCUACCAUCUUGUGAGGCUCAUGCUAACCCUAUCCCUAGGAAAAGACAAAGGAAGUGGGCCUAACUGGAACCAACUGAAUGCCAAUGGCAAGCAAUUAUAUUUGGAUACAUUUAACACCAUUAACAACAAUGGUUUAAUGCAGCAGGAAUGAACUACCAUUGUAAUAUUUUCCAAAAUUUAAAAGAAUAUCAAAACCCAGCCGUAAACACACUAGCAGAAAAGAAGCUUGACCCUCAUAAUAUUGUGUUGACACUAAACACAGUUUUAAAGACACAGCGUGACGUCAGCUUGUAUCACCUGACAUUUUUAUUGAAAUCUCUUUUUUAGAUGAGAAAUGAUUGUACUAAAAUGAUCUUUACUUUGGAUCACUAUUGACGUCAAGACAAAUGUUUAUGUCACGGCCACAGCCGUGCCCCCCUAUUGUUUUUGGUUUUGCCCUGCCCUAGUGUUUCCCUGUCAUUGUCGUCACCUGUCUCGUUCAGUUGUCGUUAGUUUCAUUGUGUUCACCUGUGUCUUAUUUGUUUCUGUGUAUUUAGGUUCCUGCUUUGUGUCCAGUCUUUGUCUUAGCAUUGUCCUUUGUCCCUGAGUGUACCCUGUCUGUUUCCCGUUUUGAGAAUUAAACCUGUGUUCCUCGCUAUGCCUCGGUACUCCCCUGGAUUUGGGUCCAACCCCACCUCACGUCAUGACAGUUUAUCUCUCAAAGACCCGUAAUUACUUGCUUGUCAGACAUCAAUUAGCACCACCUAAAUGACAGCAAAUGUAAAAUGUUGAUAAUAGUAAUAAGCUGUAUGGGUUUUACAGAUUUCAACAUGGAAGUAAUGGUUGCACUAACCAUUACAGUUUGAUUAAGGUAGGCUAUGGCUUACAGCAAUACAAACAGUUUGUCAAGUUUCAGUAGCCUAUUGCUCUCAGACAAUGCUGUUAUCUUUCAUACUGUUUAAGUGCAUCUUGCAAAAUAAAAAUAAUUAGUGUGAACAUCAAACAACUAAAAUAGAUUUUAGUCAAUCAUGUGAAUAGCUUACAUGUACUAGAACAAAAAGAUCUACAACAAUAUAUCAAUGAUCCUAGGCCUACAUGUUCACAUCAAGCUUUAGCAAACUCAGUUUGUGUUGUCACUUGUUCUUAUCUUGUUUGUUCAUGAAUAUAGUGUAGAUACUAUAGUCCAUGAACAAUGCCAGAUGUGCCAUUGAUCAUGCUCAAAAGCUGUGGCAGGUCUCUUUCAAUAA